Messenger RNA from Microthlaspi erraticum, 1152 nucleotides. The record is from the annotation of a GenBank genome assembly. Lineage: Eukaryota; Viridiplantae; Streptophyta; Magnoliopsida; Brassicales; Brassicaceae.
AUGGCUUUGUGGUCCCAUUUCCGGCAUGCUUGUCCAGCCAACCGUCGGUUACUACAGCGACAGAUGCACCUCCAGAUUCGGCCGUCGCCGUCCUUUCAUCGCAGCGGUGCCGCCCUUGUCGCUGUCGCUGGUAUUCUUAUUGGAUACGCUGCUGAUCUCGGCCGCUUAGCCGGAGACAAUCUUGAAAAGACUCCGAAAGUACGAGCCAGCUGGUUCUUCGCUCUCGGUUUCUGGAUCCUCGACGUGGCCAACAACACCCUUCAAGGACCUUGCCGCGCUUUCCUCGCCGAUCUCUCCGCAGGAGACGCUAAGCAAACUCGGACCGCAAACGCGGUUUUCUCUUUCUUUAUGGCAGUUGGAAACAUUUUGGGAUACGCUGCUGGAUCCUACACUAACCUCCACAAGAUGUUUCCUUUCACGAUGACUGAAGCAUGCGACAUCUAUUGCGCCAACCUCAAGAGCUGUUUCUUCCUCUCCAUCAUUCUCCUCCUCGCUGUCACCAUCAUGUCACUCUGGUACGUGGAAGACAAGCAAUGGUCUCCCGAGAAAGGAGCCUCCAACGUGAAAACUCCGUUCUUCGGCGAGAUCUUUGGAGCUUUCAGGGUCAUGGAACGUCCCAUGUGGAUGUUGAUUAUCGUCACUGCCUUAAACUGGAUCGCGUGGUUCCCUUUUCUUCUAUUCGAUACUGACUGGAUGGGUCGUGAAGUGUACGGUGGAGACUCUAGUGGAGACGACAAAAUGAAGGACCUUUACAACAAAGGAGUCCACGCUGGUGCGUUGGGUUUGAUGAUUAAUGCAAUCGUUCUUGGAGUCUUGGCGGAGGCUCACAGGAAAACCGCUGGUGCGUUUGCCGGUCCCACCGAUGCGAUUAGAGGUGGAGCAUUGACAAUCUUUGCUUUUCUUGGAAUCCCUCUUGCUAUUACUUUCAGUAUUCCGUUUGCACUAGCUUCCAUUAUCUCAAGCAACUCCGGCGCCGGCCAAGGACUUUCACUCGGAGUUCUAAAUCUGGCAAUCGUGAUACCACAAAUGGUGGUGUCACUCGAAGCUGGGCCUUUCGACGCCUUGUUUGGAGGUGGAAACUUACCUGGAUUUGUGGUCGGAGCAAUUGCAGCGGCAGUCAGUGGCGUGGUGGCAUUAACCGUUCUACCUUAA